This is a messenger RNA of Trypanosoma theileri, 1092 nucleotides long. RefSeq lists its product as uncharacterized. Gene Ontology annotation, biological process: ribosomal large subunit biogenesis. The record is from RefSeq and is a predicted model, not a curated record. Gene Ontology annotation, molecular function: protein binding. Lineage: Eukaryota; Euglenozoa; Kinetoplastea; Trypanosomatida; Trypanosomatidae. The transcript has a single exon. Gene Ontology annotation, cellular component: preribosome, large subunit precursor; nucleolus. The coding region runs from base 1 to 1092 and encodes 363 amino acids.
AUGGCUUGUAUAACUGGUGACGACACUGGUCUGGUAAAGGUUUGGGAUAUCUCAAAGAGCACAGGUACCACGCUGACGUUUUCCUAUGGAGAGCAGAACAGGAAGAGAGGAAUAGCUGGUAUGUGUUGGGUGGAUAGUGCAACAACCAAGGUUGCUAUUUCUAUGAAGGACGGAGUUGUAUCUAUUCUAGAUAUUGGGGAACGUAAUUUAUGCACAUCAAAAAAUUUAGGAGUUUCCGCAGCUUUGCCCAAUAGCCUUUCUUUUGUGCGAGAAAAAUUUAUUAUGGCAUCCAUUGAUGGAAAACUUUUGAUUGCUGACUCAGAAUUAAAUCAAGAAAAUACCUUUGAAUGCAAUGGUCCUGUUGAGGCAUUUCAUAUUCAUCGGAAAUUUGGUAUGGUUGCAAUGGGUGGGAAGGAAAAUGAUCUUUGUGUGUACGACCUUGCUGCUGAGGAUGUCUCAAAUCCUGUUUUUCGAGCCAAAAAUGUAAGGGAUCAUGUUUUGGAUGUUCCCUAUCCUAUUUAUUUAACUGGGGCAUGCAUUAUAAAUCCCUUUGUAUUCUGUACCAGCACAGCAUAUCACCAAGUUCGUUUCUAUGACCGCCGAAGUAGCGAAAGACCAGUACAAGAGUUUCAAAUUAGUCGUGAAAUUGAGCGCAGACCAACUACUCUAAUGCAGUGGAAUUGUAAUAAAUUUCUGAUUGGUGAGGCAAGUGGAGACAUUCAUUUGUACGACACAAGACGUGGAUUUGCUUCAAGAGCCAAGUUACGUGGCGGUGUGGGGAGUGUGCGCAGCAUGGCGAAGCAUCCAGCAGGUCAUCAAAUACUUGGUGUUGCUGGUUUAGAUCGAAAAGCAAGGAUCUACCACGUUCCAACCGGGAAACUUCUGUUAUCUAUGUAUACGAAACAGAAGGCCACUAGUAUUCUCUUUGAUAAACAAUUACCACUUGCCGAUAACACUGCAGCCUUUAGUGGUAUUGCAAACUCCAAACAACCGAGUAAAACCGCCACACUUGGCGAUGAAGUAUGGGAUAAUAUGGAUCCUGUGGUUGAUGACAUCAAUGAGGGAAACAUAAACAUGAAAAAAACGUUUUAA